AGCGGCGGGUCCUUCCUGCCCCAGGUAAACUUGCGGGAACCCCUAAGAAGUGGGGGCUCAGUCGACGUCCCGGCCACCUCGGCCCUUGUCUCGGACUAAGCUGCAGAGCCACGGCGCGGACCGAGCGGAGAUCGAGGCCGCCGAUGGAAAGGCCCACCCCAGCUGGCGCGGGCCCCAUACACGUGCCCUUGGGGCACAUUGUGGCCAACGAGAAAUGGCGCGGGUCGCAGCUGGCGCAGGGGAUGCAAGGGAAAAUUAAGCUCAUUUUUGAGGAUGGCCUGACACCGGUAGAUUUUCACUUGUCUAAUAGAUCCUGCGUUCUCUAUAUCACCGAAGCUGAUUUAGUGGCAGGAAAUAGCUACAGAAAGAGGCUUGUCCGGGUUAGAAAUGCCAGUAAUCUUCAAGGGAUUGUACUAGUAGAAAAAACGCGGAUGAGUGAACAGUACUUCCCAGCAGUACAGAAGUUUACUGUGCUGGACCUUGGGAUGGUGUUGCUUCCUGUAGCCAGCCAGAUGGAAGCUUCCUGCCUGAUCAUCCAAUUAGUCCAGGAACAAACCAAGGAGCCCAGUAAGAACCCUUUUCUCAGGAAGAAACGGGCCCUGCUUUCUGAGCCAUCCCUCCUUCGAACUGUGCAGCAGAUCCCAGGAGUUGGAAAAGUUAAAGCUCCCCUUCUGCUUCAGAAAUUCCCAAGUAUCCAACAACUAAGUAAUGCUUCCACGCAAGAACUGGAGCAGGUGGUUGGACAAGCAGCAGCUCAGCAGAUCCACGCGUUCUUCACACAGCCCAGUACAAAGAACUGUCGCUACUGAGAAGGCUGAACGGAGAGGGGAGCUUCUUUUUGACCUGACGCCUUUCGACCCCAACUGAAGGAAGGCACAUGGUGCUGGCCGACUUCUGUCUGUUCUUGUUGGUGCCCCAACUCAAAAAGGAAAGCUUUUUUGAGAUUUUCUUGGUUUUAUCAGUUUUCUCAUCAUCCCCUAGGGCUAAGCAGAUCAUGGAGUAAGUUUUCUGCAUUCCCACAGAGUAUGUGGCACACUUAUUAUGCUGCACAUAAAAACAGAAGAAAAAGGGUGUUAGAAAUCCUCCAGGUAUCUGACGAGUGGUUACAGAAUUGAAGACACACACUGUACUUACAGCAUCCUCUUUAAAAUCAACUCAAUAUAAUUUUGAAAUUCGAGUGACAGGAAAAUAUACUCAGUAGUAGUAAUUUAGGCUUAGUAACUACUACUCAAUUUUUCAGCUGUUUAUUACAUUUUAAGAAAGUAAUAGGUAUUCAUGGUAAAGAUCGCUUUCCCACCUUGGCUGCCAGGCCCUGCCCUGAGGGAACUGCUGCAUUAGACUUCUAGAGAUAAAUGCAUUUAUAAGCAUUCAUAUGUGUGUAAGUACGACACUAUUUGUCUGUUUCUUAAAAGAAAAACACUACACACUGUUCUGUACUCUGCUCUCUUCAUUUUCUUUUUUAAAGAUGAGAAACCACAGUGAAGAGGUACUAUAGCAUCAUACAGGACUCAAAUGGGAAAUCUGCAGGAAGUUGUUCACCAAGCUACGUUCCAGGCAGUAAAAUCAGGCCGUUUAUAUAAAUAAAUAUGCAUACAAUACAUCCCAACACUGUUGGGUACCUUUUUUUUUUUUAUUAACUUUAUUUAUCAUCUCCGUUGGAUGAAGAUGCUGCUUCCUUUCCUAUAAAACUGACCAUUAAUCCAACAUGCUAUACAGGGCAACACAGACUAUCAUUAAAAAUAAUAACAAUAAUCCUGGAAGUAGAUUUGAGGCCUGCCAACAUUUUUCAACCAUACCCUUCUUAAGAGUCCACUAUGCAUCGUGAUGAGCACUCCCCUACAAAUACCUUCAGUUCUCCUCCUCCAUAAGCACCUGGUAAAAUGUCAACUCUAGUUAAAUACCCUCUGCCUCCCUCGGGCCUGCACGCAGACAGCUGCACACUGCCGGAGGACGUUUACCAAGCUGACUGGCUUCCCUAGAAUUUCUAACCCCAACCCCAAACCCUUAAAUAGCCACCCAAUGGCCUGGCAGUCCUACAACAUUUUCCUAGUACUUUCAUUCCUCUUCUAGAUACCUGUUUCAUUCCUUCUCUCUUCAAACCGCUCACAUGUCCUUUUCAGCAGGCAGGCCUCCUGCCUUAAUGACAUCCUUGUCUUAAACUUAAUUGCAUCUGUCCCCAAAGACCAUGUGGGAGGCCGCAUGGGAGGAUCUCAACCUCUCGCCCCCUCUUCAUCUUUAACCUCUCCCUGUCUUCUGGACCCUUCCCAUCAGCACCCAAGCUUCCUGUGGUAUCCCCUUUGAAAAGCCUUAUUUAACCCUAAGCCCCCCUCCCAGCUACCACCCCAAUUCCUCAGCUCCUUUGCACAGCCACACUUCUGGAAAAAGCUGCCUUCUCUUCCUUCCCUUCUGUUUACUCUCUCUUCCUGUCCUCAUCCAGCAUGCUCCUCACCACCCAUUCCCCAAGUCUUCCUGGGGCACUGUCCUGGGACUGUUUAGGGCUUCAUGGGGCACAGUUUGAAACCCACUGAAAGCCUAACUCUUACAUCAGAUGGGUGCGAAAACAGGGACACGAAGGAUGUGAACUUGCUGGAGGUCGCACAGCCUGUUAGUGGUAGAUAGGGUCUGAUGCCAACUCUUGGUUCUAAGCCUUGGAUUCUUUCCACUAUAUCUGUCGUUAUCAAAAUUUGCUCUACAGAGGGGCAUGAGGGGUCCCCAAGGAAAUCAAGAGACGGAGGGGCUGGAGGCAGCGCUCUAGGCACCAAUCCAGUUCAGCCACAGCUCUGGGCUGUAUUUGUUUGCAUUAUUUGAAUUUGCUUGGAGAUAGGAUUCAGCAGCUAAAACAGUGCUCAGCUGUCAUGCUCUAGCAGUCCUUGCUGGGUGCAAAGUAGAAGCAGGAAUCAUCAUCUUCAUCAUUAAUAUUGUGACAUUUAUUAUGAAUUGAAAUGUAUCCAUGCCAGGCACUGUCUUAAGGGCUUUCAUAGACUAACUCAGAAUCCAGACAACAGCCCUAUGAGAUAGGUACUGACCCCAUUUUCCUGGAGGCUCAGAGCUAGUAACAUGACUUGCCUAAGGUCAUGCAACCAGUGGUAACCAGGAUUCAGACCUGGGCAGUCCGAGGGUAGAACCCUGGGUUUUAAUCACUACAUCAUCUUCUUUGUUGGCCCAGUUCAAAGAAAAGAUAAGAAGGUAGCUGUGCUGCUUUGAAUGUAAUAUGUGCCCCAAAACACCAUUAUCUGUGAUGCAAUCUUGUGUGGGCAGACGCAUUAGUGUUGAUUAGAUUGUAAUUCUUUGAUAGAGUGUUUCCCUGGAGA
This is a messenger RNA of Choloepus didactylus (southern two-toed sloth), 3311 nucleotides long. It is a transcript of the gene FAAP24, whose product is annotated as FA core complex associated protein 24. The coding region runs from base 144 to 809 and encodes 221 amino acids. Gene Ontology annotation, cellular component: Fanconi anaemia nuclear complex. Gene Ontology annotation, biological process: interstrand cross-link repair. The record is from RefSeq and is a predicted model, not a curated record. The transcript has 6 exons. Gene Ontology annotation, molecular function: chromatin binding. NCBI's taxonomy places the organism in Eukaryota, Metazoa, Chordata, Mammalia, Pilosa, Megalonychidae.